AACCAGCGCUAAAUGAUUUGUUUUUUGCUAACCUAACGAGUGUGAGAUACCUGAAGGAGACGGUGGUCGCUUCUUUAUCCGCAGGAUGAAGGUGAAAAUCAAACAGUGGAACGGGGUUGCCUCCUGGCUCUGGGUGGCCAACGAUGACAACUGUGGGAUCUGCAGGAUGGCCUUUAACGGCUGCUGUCCUGACUGCAAAGUGCCUGGGGAUGACUGCCCGCUGGUCUGGGGUCAGUGCUCCCACUGUUUCCACAUGCACUGCAUCCUGAAGUGGCUGAACUCACAGCAGGUCCAGCAGCAGUGCCCCAUGUGCCGGCAGGAGUGGAAGUUCAAGGAGUGAACCUGUGGAGGCGUCGCUGCCACAGAGACGAAAGGCUCGCUCGCAGACUUUUAUGUAGACUGUAAAUAAAUCUGUGUUGGUACUUCUACUAAUGCAGAACACACGCUGAAUAUGUUUUACUGUAGUGGAUUUGUGAUUAAAUUAAAUAAGAAAAAAAAUG
Molecule: messenger RNA, 500 nt
Organism: Maylandia zebra (zebra mbuna)
Lineage: Eukaryota; Metazoa; Chordata; Actinopteri; Cichliformes; Cichlidae
Source: RefSeq, a predicted model, not a curated record